This is a messenger RNA of Volvox carteri f. nagariensis, 1848 nucleotides long. RefSeq lists its product as uncharacterized. Lineage: Eukaryota; Viridiplantae; Chlorophyta; Chlorophyceae; Chlamydomonadales; Volvocaceae. The record is from RefSeq and is a predicted model, not a curated record. The transcript is spliced from 7 exons. The coding region runs from base 298 to 1848 and encodes 516 amino acids. Gene Ontology annotation, molecular function: protein binding.
GUACUCUUUUACCCAUGUAAAUGGACGGUUCGUCUAGCAGCGUUCCUCUCGACGAUUGUCUUGCUGCAUUGCGAUGACCCAAUUAAGAGGGAUGUCCACCGUAUAAUUUCCUGUAAGAUACAGUGUAUAAUCGGAGCAACGUAUCGUGAAAACAAGCCUGUAUGUACGAUGCUCAAGACCCGAUAAACUCAACAGGGAAUGAAGUGGGUUCAUCGAUAGUUAUCCUAAGAUUGGCCUUUAAGAAUCUCAGGCUUGCAUAUUCUGGCCUUAAGCUUCUCAGCCCAGCGGCAACACCCGAUGCGUCGUGCUCGACCCAAGGCCCCCCGCAUUCGAGUAAUAAAGCGUAAACCCAAGCCAUCAAAUGUCAAACCCAACCAAAUUUAUGAUGAGGAUGUACUUCGGUGGCGGCGCAUGUUCACGGACGAAGAAGCAAUCGUCGCUGCUCGGCUGGCGGGCCCUGGCUUGCCUGGGCUUGCAACAUGCCCGUCACCUCCUGCCAUAUCUCCUGAAGCCGCCACCAACACCCUGCAAUACGUCAACACACUCCAGGAGGAAGGCCGCCACGCGAUUUUCAAGCACUGUGGCAUGGUUGCCAGGAACGAGCGAACGUUGCUGGAGGGCCAGGAGCGGCUCAAAUACGUGCAGGCCCAGGUCAUGGCGAUGAAGGCCCGGCUACCACCGCAGCCUCCGCCAAGACCGAGGAAUCCGUCAGAAAGAGGACCCGACGUCACCGCGGUGCCCAUUCCCCAGCCCACGUGCUGGGCCUCCUGCUGCGGACUGUUCCCCCUGCCUCCUCCCCCGCCUCCCUCACCACCGCCACCCGCACUCCCCCGCCAACUCAUCAUCCAGCUUCCCAACCCGUCGUACUUUGAGGAAGCUGCUCGGAGGGAAAUGGCCGUCAGGAGGGUGCUGGCGGAGCAGCAGCAGCAGCAGCAGCAGCCAGAAGCUGCAGCCACUACCGUCUCUAGCAACGGCGGCGCCGCAGUUUCCGCUGCCCCCGGGCUCACGGCAGUGGGACAUGUAUCACAAUCAGUUGGUGGUGCGAGUGAGGCGCUGCCGCCGCCGGCGGUGGCACCAGCGGCGGCGGCAGUGAAUGAGGCCUCAGGGCAAAUGGAUGUCGUACAGGCCGCACAGCUCCCGGGACAGCUGGAUAUGUUGGCAGCAGGAGGGCAGCCGGCCGCCCUUCCGCCACCGCUACUGCCGCCGCCGGCUGCCCUUCCGCCACCACCGGCUGCACCACUUGCACCGCUACUCGGGAAAGCCCCGGGCGGCCCCCAGUCAUUGCUGCGGCCACUGGCACAGCUGCCGCCGCUGGCGCGUCCCGCCGGCAUUGGUGGUGGUGGCAAUGGUGGCGGGGCUGGCUCAGCGGCACACAGGGCAUCUGUGCUACCCGCACUGCGGGCGCCGCUGUCAGACGCCGCCAGUGAAGGCGCGGUGCCACCCUCUCCCAACAUCCGCACCUCCGCCACUGCUGCCACCGCUGCCGCCGCCGUUAAAAGCUCCCAAGUGGCGUCAUUGCAAGAGGAGCGCGUUGGUAUGGAACCAUCACCCACCUACGACCUAACCCGUUACCAGGAUCCAGAAUCUAUUAAGAAGAUAACACGGAUCCAGGCCGUACAGCGGGGCCGAAUGGCUCGGCGGCAGGUGCUUGGCAUGCGGGAACAGAAGCGGCAGCAACAGCAGGAUCCAGAAUCUAUUAAGAAGAUAACACGGAUCCAGGCCGUACAGCGGGGCCGAAUGGCUCGGCGGCAGGUGCUUGGCAUGCGGGAACAGAUGAAACAGCUCAACGGUGGCGAUGGUGGCGGCGAUGGUGGCCAUCAGGGGUAUGCUGCCGUGGCGAGGGAGUAG